This is a messenger RNA of Rhea pennata, 3252 nucleotides long. RefSeq names its product GDNF-inducible zinc finger protein 1-like. NCBI's taxonomy places the organism in Eukaryota, Metazoa, Chordata, Aves, Rheiformes, Rheidae. Gene Ontology annotation, molecular function: RNA polymerase II cis-regulatory region sequence-specific DNA binding; protein binding; DNA-binding transcription factor activity, RNA polymerase II-specific. The transcript has 6 exons. The record is from RefSeq and is a predicted model, not a curated record. Gene Ontology annotation, biological process: regulation of DNA-templated transcription. The coding region runs from base 236 to 3148 and encodes 970 amino acids.
AAUAUUCACUCUGAAGGAUUAACCUGAAGUGUAACUCUAAAUCUGUGAUAAUAAUCAAGGGUGUUUGUUGAAGGCAGCUACUUUAAUAGAAGUCUUUGCUAUGGUUUGUAAAUUUGAAAUUAGAGCACAUUAGAUCUCUACUGAGCGUUUUAGGUAAGUGAUUGAUAUCAUAUAUGAAUGAAAAGAUAACUCAUGGAAGUGGGAGAACAUUCAAAAAUCUAUUUUUUCUGGCAGGAUGGAGAAGAAGAAGAUUCUAAUGAAAUCCAAGGCUGCUGCUUCAAACCUCUUACAGGCACUGCAUUCUCUGUACCAGUUUGGUCACCUCUGUGAUGUGACAGUUCACACAGAACAUCUAGGAAUUCAAGAGGAGUUUCUGGUUCACAAAGCAGUCUUGGCAGCUUCAAGCAAUUAUUUUAAGGGGCUUUUUCUGCAUGAUGAAAUGUUGGACACUAAGAAUUGCACAGUGACUCUACAAGACAUUUACACAGAAGAGUUCACCUCCUUUCUGGAGUUUGUUUAUACUGCAGAGGUAGAGAUUGAAGCAGAAAAAUUGCAGAGGAUGAAGGAAAUAGCUGAAAGACUUGAGUGCAAGGAUUUGCUUGAUAUUUGUGAAGAAGUGAAGGCAGAGGGCAAGAAAGGUUUAGAUUUGAGCCUCCAUCUUAAGGGUCAGCUAUGUGAAAAUGGUGGAUCACAAUGGACUCACAUCCAGCAAGAGGAAGACUGCAAGCUAAAUAACUCUUCCCAAGUUGUGGCUAUGCCUAUGCAGAGAAAACUUUGGCAUGGGCAAAAGCAUAAAAAGUUGCUGGCUGGCUAUGAACUCAUUGAAGGCCAACCAUCAAAUCGUGAGCAAGCAGGCACUGCCUUUCCAGAAUCAAAACCUAGGACAGCAAAGUUACCAAAAUGUAACAAGACAAAUGCUAAAAAGACAAUCAGCAUGGACAUCAUUAGUCUUGAAAAUGAGGCUAGUCAGUCUCUCUUAAGUCAGACUGACUCAAAGGAAGCCUGCAUAGUAAUUAGAAACACACUGCCUGAGCAAUGGGAAGAUGAAAACAGUUUAAUUUCCAAAUUUUCCAGUAAAACUGAACAUAGGAAGUCACUUCAGCAUGUGGCAAAAGUCCUACCAAACGUUGUGUGUGAGAAGUGCAAUGAAUCGUUCCAUUUCGUCAAGCAGUAUCGGUCACACAUGGAGCUCAAGCAUGACAUUAAUCUUGCUGUCAAGUACAGCUGUAACAUAUGUGAGCAGCUCUUCUCCAGUCAUCAGAACCUCAGGCAGCACCAGCUUGCUGCUCACAAUGAUGAGCAAUGCUUCUUCUGCGUGUUCUGUGACAAGAGAUUUAAGUGCCAGAAGGACAUAAGUGAUCAUAUCUGGAGAGUACAUGAAAAGAGGCAGGAUCCCCAGGCAUGCCCAUACUGUGACAAAGUUAUCAGUUCCAAGUGUGGCCUGACAGUCCAUAUACGAACGCACACUGGAGAGAAACCUUAUAAAUGUGAACAAUGCUCUGCAAGCUUUGCUCAGAGGUCUACUUACAAUACUCAUGUAAGAAAAAUCCAUGAAUCUGGACAAGAAAGGAAACUUAUGCCAGUCUAUUGGAUGGUAGUUCCACCUGCUCAUAGACCAAGUGCAACAAACCGUGAAAAAGCUACAGACAGAGACACACGGAAUAGGGCACUGGAGGCUGAACUGCAAAGGUGUGCAAAGCACAGAGAACCUGACAGUUGUGAGGAAGAACUUGCAGAUUCAUCUAUCACCAAAGCAGAUAGUAGCAAUGAUCAUGAGGAAAGAAAGCGGAAAUAUAAGGAAGCUGAAGCAAGAAGAGGAAAAAGGAAUCAAGAAGGGAAAGAAGAUGAAGGUGAAACGAAUGUGAAAGGAGAGCAGGAAGGAGAUUAUGAGGCAGGGUAUUCAGAAGCUGAAGAUAGUAAAGACAAUGAGGAGGUCUGUACUGAGGAGGAGGAUGAGAAUGGUGAAUACUCUAACGAGAAGGAAGCUGAAGAACAUGAAUCAGAUGAAGACUUUAAAAUAAAGAAGGUAAUUAAAAGUGGGGUGAAUAAGAAGUCUGCCUAUGUAAUAACAUGUGAUAAAUGCAAUGAGCAGUUUGUUUCCCGGAAAAAGUAUGUGGAUCACUGCAGAGAAGUCCAUCAAUGUUUGCCUGGUAAAGUUUAUCAGUGUGACAUCUGCAGCAAGUCAUUUGCUAGUUACAACAGCUGGAAAGAACACCGAGCCUGUGUCCACACUGAAGAAAGGCAGUUUGCCUGCACCCUUUGCAGUGCUACUUUUAAAAGAAAGAGAGAUGUAAGAACACAUUAUACGCGGAAGCAUGAAGGCAGAGUCAAACGCCCUCUCUGUUCUGUCUGCGGGAAGAUCCUCAGUUCCCGAACAGCACUAGUGUUUCAUAUGCGGACACAUACAGGAGAAAAACCUUACGAAUGUAGCAUUUGUCAUUCAAAAUUUGCUCAACCAUCACAACUUAAGAUCCAUACCAGGUCCCAUACAGGGGAAAAACCAUAUAUUUGUGAGGACUGUGGGGCCUGCUUUGCUGAUAAAGGCAAACUCACCGGCCAUAAAAGGACCCAUACAGGAGAACGCCUUUUUAAAUGUGAUGUGUGUGGAAAACACUUUGCUACCAACGAAUACUUAAAAUGCCACAAGCGUUGCCACAUGGGUGCUAAGCCGUACAAAUGUGAGGUUUGUGGGAAAACAUUUGGAUUGAGAGCCUCGCUAGCCCAGCACAGUAACAUCCAUGCAGAGACCCGUCCAUACUUCUGUGAACAAUGUGGAAAAACAUUCACGCAACAAGGUGCUCUGCGACGCCACCAGCGUAUUCACACUGGAGAAAAGCCAUACAAAUGCAGAGCUUGUGAGAGAACCUUCACAGAUAUGUCCACCUUGCGGAGACAUGUGUUGAUUCAUGACAGGAAUGCUCACUGGAGAAGUUUCUUAAUAGAUCUUACAACCAAAAAAGACCAUAAUUGGUCCAAAAUAGAAACAUUAUCAGAAGCCUGUAUGAGUGAAGACUCAGGACCUGAAAUUUGGUCAGUUGACCAAGGUAAACUUUAUAAACCAGAAAGCAUUAUGCUUAAAAGAGUAGAACACAUGCCAUCUAGUGUUAAUAAUGCACAAGACACUGAUCAUUCUCUUUUAUACUUAUAACAUCAGUUUUUCACCAGAAAACUGUACAGUCUCUCCAUGUUAUAAUAGCCUAAACUAUUUCAAAUCUUUGCUUAUUGUAACUGCCUCAUUAAGCUAUUAAUAUA